CGCGUGGGGGAGGGCGCGAGGCCGCGGCCGCUUCCCUGGGCCCCGGGGUGCGGCCGCCCCGCUCCCUCAGGGGACCCUUCGACGACGCCCCCGCCGCCCCCUCAUGGAGCCCCCCGGACUCUUCCCGGUGAAGCUCUACGUCUACGACCUGUCCAAGGGCUUGGCCCGGAGGCUCAGCCCCAUCAUGUUGGGGAAACAACUGGAAGGCAUCUGGCACACCUCCAUAGUCGUUCACAAGGAUGAGUUCUUCUUCGGAAGCAGCGGCAUCUCCAGCUGCCCCCCUGGCGGGACGCUGCUCGGCCCCCCAGACUCCGUGGUCGACGUGGGGAGCACCGAAGUCACAGAGGAAAUCUUCCUGGAGUAUUUGUCUUCCUUGGGGGAGUCGCUGUUCCGGGGUGAGGCCUAUAACCUCUUUGAACACAACUGUAACACCUUCAGCAAUGAAGUGGCACAGUUCCUGACUGGGAGGAAGAUCCCCUCCUACAUAACAGACCUUCCUUCUGAAGUCCUUUCCACGCCCUUCGGACAGGCGUUGCGGCCCCUGCUGGACUCCAUCCAGAUCCAGCCCUCCGGCGGCACCACCUUUGGCAGGCACAAUGGCCAGAGCUAACAGGACCGGAAGGGAGUGCCCCACCUCGCCAGGGCUUUUCCUUUUUAAACAAAACAAACCCUGCCAGAUUUCUAUUUUCUAAUUUUACAUCAGAGCUAACCACCGGGGACGGGGCUUUCGAAAUGGCCCGGGGAAAGGGCUCAUUAGGUUGCUUGUAGGACAAUUCUGCUGCUGCUGUGCUGCUGCUAAAAGAAAAACUGAAAAAAAGCCAUCCAUUCUAAUAGUAUUCUACUAAUUUAUUAAGGCUGUCUUGUCUGUGUGUUCACCCCUGACGUUGUUUACUGAAUGUUCCCCACAUCCACCCCUCACCCCCCUACUCUGGAGUGGGAGGAGGGGUUGACCCAGAAGGCGGGAAGCCCAGCGGGCCAAGCGCAGGUUUCAAGGGGGAGCGGAGAGAGAACCCCAGAUCGGCGCUCCUUAGCGGGAUUCUCCCUCGAGUUGGCCCCCGCCCCUCUCUCUCCCCAGGUGAAUUGCCAGGUGAAUUUUGUAAUGCCUCACAGCGUGGGAGCAAAGCCUACUCGGUAUUAAACAAACUCUAUAUCACGGUGACGGUGUAUUGACUGGGGGCCUAGGCACAGGGGGACUGUAUUCCCCCUUCCCCCCCACUUCCUGAGGAAGUCUGCUCUUAGAGGUGCUCGGUCCCGAACCGAUUCUGCCUCCCCGCAACCCCGUGGUCAGUGGAGGGAGAGAUCCGGGAAGGGGGCCGACUCUUAAAGAGCUAGGACGGGCGAAAGCCAGCGGCAGGCCAACAGAAACGCCAGGAAGCUGGCCUUUCCCCUGCUUGGACCCUCCGGAUUCGAGAAACCUGCCCAUCGCCUCCCUUGGCCUGCCCGGCCCCGUUCGGACCGGUUCGAGGCAGGAGCUCUGGCCCCAGCCCAGCAGUUGCUCUGACCGUCCCGGUCCUACGAUAGGCUCCCUAGGUUGGUGACCCCGACAGAACACGGUAUUAGGUCGGGGGUCAACGGGGAAAUGGCAUUCCCCAGGACUUGUAAGUCCCUCAUAAAGAAUAAGGAACAAAGAAUUCAGAAGCAGACAGGGAAGGGAAAUCCAAACUGGGGCACUGGCAGUAUUUUAAAUAGUCCCCGCUGAGUCUGAGUUUGUAUGCGAGUGUGUGAGAGGCACUCGGGAUUCUAGGUUGAAACCCUCACUGGGAGGCAGAAAGAGAAGCUAAGGAAAUGCUCUGGUGAUUUUUAGGCAGAGUUAGGAAUAACGAUCAUUUUUCCCCUCUUCAGAGGCUUCGAGAUUUUCUUUCUUUGGCUCCAUUGGAGUCUCUGGAGGGGUCACUCCCACCUAAUGGGAAUGUGAAAGUUGAACCUAACAGCUCUAGAUAAUAGGAAAUUCCCUCCAUAGCCCCUGCUGUUCCUGACAAGGCUGGACAUGGGGAGCCCUGCUCCCACCGCCCUCUCAGAAUUUGAACAUGUAGCUCCUGACCGAGGGGUUUGAGAGGUAACAACAGACACGUUCCCUGCCCACAACGAGCUUACAGUCUAGAGGGAACUCCGGCGGCGAGUUCAGCGUCAUCAAUGGGGAGAGGAAGCUGGAAAUCAUUAUAGAGCCCGCCCGCCUCGGGGGUCCUCAGCGAGAGUCUUUACUGCAACGGUCAGGAGCUCACAAGAACGGUUUGGGACUCUAGUCGAUGGGAGUGGCUUAAUUUUUUCCAGCAAUCCCCCCCACGUGCCAAAAUCCCGGGCAAGGGCAAUCCUAGCAAGCGGGAACAGACUGAAUCUUCUGCUCAUGGGCCAAAAGAACCGUGAGAGCAGCGAUUUUCAGGGUCUAGGUCUUUCCUCAGCAUAGCAGCAACUUCCCCGAGGCCCUGCGGAUCCCACACGGCUGGCCGCCGAAGGGAGCCCUCUGGACCCUGUCCGGCCCGAUUUGCUUGUAUCUACCCCGGCGCUCGGUACAGUGUCUGGCACAUAGUAAGCGCUUAACAAAUACCACAAUUAUUAGUUUGUCACAGCGAGGUGGGGAAAAGUCUCAUAGCCCUGUCCAACUCCCAGAGUCCUUCAGGUCUGCGUGGGUCCUUCAGGUGGCUGGCGAGGAAGGACGCAUCCUGCUCCCUUCCCCCAUCACAGUGGGACCAGGCCUCCCCCGACCUUGCCCCUCCGACCCCCUGGUCGUCCAGGGGCAGCCCCAGGGAGCUAAAUCAUAGCGCAGCCGGGAGCGAAGGAACGUUUAGCUAGAGCCCCGGACCUCCUGGGCCUACGACGGUGAGCUCUGGGGGCAGGCGGCAGGCAGUCAGCCCGGAGCGAGUUGUGAAUUCAGGAAUGGAGUGUCAGUGGGCUCUCUCUAGAAACGGAAGCUCUUCCCUACUGGCACAAGCCCCCCCGCCCCUUUCAAGUCUGCCCUGGCUCUGGCAGCCGCGUACGACGACAGAUCCGUGUCAGCCCCGAGCUCCCGUGGAUGUACCCAGCGCUCCGGCCGGCAAAGAGCGUGACUGUGUAUAGGACCGGGGUGAAAAACCGAUCGUGUCUGGAAAGGUAGAGCACGGAGGAAGCCCCUCCAGAGAGUGAUUGAUGGAGAAAAGCACUGGGGGAGAGGAAUGGAGAGGCUGGCAAUCCCUCCCCUUUCCCCCACACACUGAAUUAGAUUGUUUCUGUGAGGGAGCUCUAAGAAAGCACACUGUUUGCUGGCUUAUUUGGUGUUUUUUCUAUUGCAAUAAACUCAAUUCCACCCACUGUA
Ornithorhynchus anatinus (platypus) is the source of this 3289-nucleotide messenger RNA. RefSeq names its product desumoylating isopeptidase 1 (gene DESI1). Gene Ontology annotation, biological process: protein modification by small protein removal. The record is from RefSeq and is a predicted model, not a curated record. Lineage: Eukaryota; Metazoa; Chordata; Mammalia; Monotremata; Ornithorhynchidae. The coding region runs from base 104 to 610 and encodes 168 amino acids. Gene Ontology annotation, molecular function: peptidase activity. The transcript is spliced from 6 exons.